Dendronephthya gigantea is the source of this 1452-nucleotide messenger RNA. RefSeq lists its product as uncharacterized. The record is from RefSeq and is a predicted model, not a curated record. NCBI's taxonomy places the organism in Eukaryota, Metazoa, Cnidaria, Anthozoa, Malacalcyonacea, Nephtheidae.
ACUUUAAAAGUAAUUUUUAUGCAAUACGUGUUAACUAAAUUUUAAUAGCAUUGCUGUGUGUGCUGGUAAGAUAGAAUAACACCACACAACGACUCAAAAGCGGUAUUUUUAUUAGAAUUUGGGCAACUGAAUAUAGUGUCUUUCCGAAAAGUCUUCUUAGCAAAUUUUCUCGGGGGGGCGUAACUCGUAAGUAUCAAAGAUUUGCGUGGCAACAACAUGGCGACUGGAAAUGCGAUUUCAAAAUUUUCACAUUUGUUCGGAAGGCGAUCUGCGGUCGUAAUUGGUAUGAUUCACGUCGAUGCUUUGCCAGGAACCCCAAAACAUAGCCAACCUGUGUGUGAUAUUAUUGCAAAAGCAUGCCAAGAAGCAUCAAUUUACAAACAGGCAUCUGUGGAUGGAAUUAUGAUAGAGAACAUGCACGACACUCCAUAUCUUAAUCAAGAUGUUGGUCCAGAGAUCACAGCCGCGAUGACAGCGGUCUGUUACGAAGUAAAACGAACAGUUCCGAGCAUUCGCAUACAAAUCCUCGCCGGUGCCAACAAGCAAGCAUUGGCAGUUGCGAAAGCGUGUGGUUUGGACUUCAUUCGUGCCGAGGGCUUCGUGUUUUCGCACGUUGCCGACGAGGGAACGAUGAAUUCUUGCGCGGGAGAACUUUUGAGAUACAGAAAGAGCAUUUCUGCAGAUAACGUGUUGGUUUUCACUGAUAUCAAGAAAAAACACAGCUCCCACGCUAUUACAUCAGACGUGAAUUUGGUCGAAACUGCCAAAGCCGCGGAAUUUUUUCUCUCGGAUGGCGUCAUUAUUACUGGAACCGCCACAGGGGACCCAGCGAAUCACCAUGACAUGCUAGAGGUGAAAAAAUCUGUAGACAUGCCGGUUCUCAUUGGUUCAGGGGUUACUACAGAGAAUGUUCAUCAUUAUAUACAGGCUUCGGCACUUAUUAUUGGGUCAUAUUUUAAGGAAGGUGGUCAUUGGAGUGGGCCGGUAGAUUUGGCCCGAGUGCAGUCUUUUAUGGCAAAAAUUGAAAGAUUAAGAGUUUAGGUCAACGUUGUCUGAAUUGAACCAUAGCAAAUGAAAUUAAUUACUCCUUACGCUUAGCUGUCUUAGGUAGGUAUUGGUUAUAAAGAAUAUUGUAAAUUUGAUCGAGAGAGAUUAACAAAUAGAUAUCAAAUUUGGCUGUUCAAUGCCUGGAAAGUGACAGGACCUUAGUCAACCGAAACUCGUAAAAAAAGGCUAAUAAAUCUUUUCUCCAUAUUAAGGCGAGGAACUUUAUAAUAGCGCGGUUAUAGUAAAGGUUAGUUUCAAAACAGUGGUGUCAAAAUUGAGAUAAAAGUAAAUCUCAUUGAACCUCAAAGUCACAGACACAGCCGUUAAUUCUAAAAUGUUCAAACGAACUAUUAUGGUGUUGUCUAGGAAAUAAUGUAAACAAUGUUCAUACUGAUAAUCAAUUAC